AGGUGUGACUCGUCAGCUGACAUAUCAAGAAUUAAUAAAUUAAUAAUUCUUUUUUUAAAUUUGCUGUUACUUUUGACUUUUUAUAAUAAUGGCUCUUCAUUCCGCGGGGAAAGGUAAACUUCUUGCUGUGAUAGGAGAUGAGGAUACUUGUGUAGGAUUUCUCUUGGGAGGAGUUGGCGAGAUUAAUAAACAUCGUCAACCUAAUUUUAUGGUUGUAGAUAAAAAUACAGCUGUAAGUGAUAUAGAAGAUACAUUUAAACGUUUUAUUAAACGAGAUGAUAUUGAUAUUAUACUUAUCAAUCAAAAUGUUGCCGAAAUGAUCCGUCAUGUAAUUGAUAGCCACACACAACCUAUACCAUCAGUAUUAGAAAUUCCAAGUAAAGAUCAUCCAUAUGAUGCUACUAAAGAUUCUAUUUUAAGGCGUGCUAAGGUAAAAUAUAUUAUUUAUAAUUAUAUAUUUGCAAAAUAGAUGAUGGUAAUUGCAUUAUUCUCCAAGAAACAUUAUAGUGUUUUUAUUUAUAUUAUGAGUAAUAUGCUAAAAAUCAUAUAUAUUUAUUUCUUAUAUUGUUUUAUAAUUAAAGAAUAUUAAUUAAUUAAAUAUUAAUUAAAUAUUAUGUAUAAUUUUACUUUACAGGGAAUGUUUAAUCCUGAAGAUAUACAUUAAUUUAAAAAUAUAAAAAACAAAAAUUUAUGUUAGAUAUAAAUUUAAUUGUUAAUCUUUUUAUGUAAUACAACUUAUGUAGAAAAAAAUAUCAAAAUGUAUCCCAUUAUGUUACAUUUAAAAAACUUACCAAUUUUCAAUUUAUAAAAUAUAAAUAUAUAAAUCUUGAGCUAUAAUGUUAUAUGAUUAUGUUAUUUAAUUUAAUAUUAAAUAAAAGAAGCUUAUUAUAUUAA
Apis cerana (Asiatic honeybee) is the source of this 894-nucleotide messenger RNA. RefSeq names its product V-type proton ATPase subunit Vha14-1 (gene Vha14-1). Gene Ontology annotation, molecular function: proton-transporting ATPase activity, rotational mechanism. The record is from RefSeq and is a predicted model, not a curated record. Gene Ontology annotation, cellular component: membrane; proton-transporting V-type ATPase, V1 domain. NCBI's taxonomy places the organism in Eukaryota, Metazoa, Arthropoda, Insecta, Hymenoptera, Apidae. Gene Ontology annotation, biological process: proton transmembrane transport.